AUGCUGAAACGUUUUACUAGACGGAAAUUUGGGCGGAAAGGACGAAACACUAAGUGCUUGCCCGUCUCGUGUAACACCCAAAGACACUUAUCUUAUGUUCUUUGAAUUUAAUUUCAUUGCAUGCAUCUUCCGAUGGGCCUGAACUAUCUAACCGCCCAAUCUUUUUGUAGUUUCAGGAAUUAGGUUUAAAGCCGUCAGUAGUGGCUGAUGAUGUAAGGGAUAGCAUACAUCGAGUCAGCGAAGCAUCGGGAAUAAGUCCUGGCUAAUGCCGAUGUGAAUGGAGUCGUUGACGCGUCACCAUACUCAUCCAAGAGAAGGGGUAGAAGAAUAAUUAGGCGAACAUAGAGGUAUAGUAAGCACAGCCUGCAAGUGAGAAUAUAUCAUAAUGGUCAAUUGUACAAAUGGAAUGGGUUACAGCAAUGGGUGACAUGUCUGGAUGGGGAAGUAUUACUGACAUGGCUGCUAAACAGCCGGCGAUUAGCACAGCGCUGUGGGCAACUGCAGGGGAGAGGCGUGAAAGAUGCCGACGUAGAGAUAGAGAGCGUUACGCUGAGUUGUGUGAAGGGAGUGAGUGGUAAAGAAGGGCACCGGCUAUUUUCACCUACACGCAGUUACGCCAUAUUCAUCCCAGACUCUCGUGGGCAGUGUUUAUUACACUCAGAAAACUGCACGGUUCGUGGGACGUUACACCUCGUCCCUUAAGUCCUGGCACCGAAAGGUGCAGUUGUGGCAAAUAUCGACCAACGUAAAUUCGCGAUUAUUUCCUCAUAACAAUCAAAGUAACUAUGCGAGCGAAUAUGUGCAAUAGAUUUAGGCAGUUUUUGAUGGCCACUUAUCGAAAAUGAGGCAGUGGGUACUCCGUUGUGAUUAACCCCUUUCUGGGUGGUUGAGCAGUCGAAGCUACUAAAGAGUCCGUCGUCACGCGAGGGCAAUACAUUAAAAGACUUACAUUAGCAGUGAGUUUUUGGUAUGUACGACGCCGUAUUGUGCAACCUUACCAACCCUUACACCCUCUAUCCGCGGUUGGAUAACGCCCGAUAUCACCUCGUUUCGUGACACGUGGCAGUCGUGCACGAUCAUUUACCGCUCGGGAAACAAUCACCUAACAGCAAAUCGCCUACUGCACUUUGUGGACUUUUUACGCGAGCAACGAAAACUCAUGCUGCACACUAGGGGACGCAUGUCAAGAGGCAUAUGAAAUCCGCCCUGAAUCUUGAGAUGUCAGGAAAUGGGACCACAAGGACGGACUGAAAUGCCGCCCUUGGCUUUACACUAGAAAACGGUUUCGUAAUUAACUAAACGUGCUUCCCUUGUAUUUUGAUGGAUAGUUGUACCACACUCCCGACAUGGGCUCUAACUAGAAGCCAAGACACGCGUUUCGCCGAUGUUUGCCGCUGCAUGACAGUUGCGUAGGGUUCGACUCCUCAUUUGAUUCCCUUGCGUUAUCCAUGCAGUUUCCGGCAUAUGAACUCCAGAGAACAAGGUAAGAAUUUCAGAAACUACUAAGUGCAGUAAACCGACAGGCUGGUGCAGACCAUGAGUACACUGGGGAGGAAAACGAGUGAUGCUGGUAUUGAGGUAUCUUCUCAUAUCGCAAUCAUGGCAAUAAUUUUGGUCCGCCUGAAGCUAUCACUACGUGCCAAAAGUCGUUGAUUGCAAGGCUAUCAGCCGACUACGUAACUCGGUCCUCCUUUUGAAUGCUGAUCUGACUUCGGCAGUGCCCUCUUGAGGUGACCUUCGUGUUAUCUUCGAAGUACGUGAGCUUGGAACUCGUCAGAUGGCGACAUUACGUCAAAUCAGACGAUCUGCCGCCCCUUACUGAUUAGUUUUAUUCGUAUAAACCAUGAGCGUGUUAAAACAGAAAGAGUGUGAUCGAUUCAGUCUGGGUGCAGCGUUCAGUUCCUCACUAUUGACAGUUAGACGUGCUUUUCGGCUACCACGACGCUCUAGCAAUCGUGGCUUAGAAGGCUGACAACCAACACGAUGACUCGGUCCUACUCAUGACUGAGGAUCAUGCUGUGAUGCUGUGUGUUAAUGCGACCACUAUUGGACUCUCAGUUACGUGAGAUCUGAGGUCUCCAAAUGCUCCUACAACGGGCCGCGCGAUAGAUGCGCUGAACCAACACGGGGACCAGGUCAGGACACGACAGGCAUUCUUUGGACGCCCACACGUAACUAAUGCAACAUAUGGGGGUGUGGUGGCACGUCUGGGUGCAAGUUCGCGCCACGCUGGCCACCUGCGCCUGAUCCCGCCUCUGGUCUUCUUGACUUUGUCCACACAUCGGGCCCAAGUGGGGUAGGAGGAGAGAAUGCGGCAGAUGUGGCGCCAGUCCACAAGUCACCAUCCCUACGCCCAUCAUUCCGUGAGGCACACAGCAAACUUCGUAGGAAUCUACGGUCGGACUUUCGUGUGGCAGCCACUGCCUGCUAUUUAUUUUCCUGCUUCUAUGUUUGUUUCCCCAUAAAACCUCAUAACCAUCGGGCACGCAUUCUAUCGCCCAUCCUGCUGUAGUACCUCACUGAAUGAGCUUUCCAGAAUGCGGGAUUCUGUAUUAGUGGUGUCCACUAUGCACCGGCUGACGAAACCUCACCCCGCUGACGAUAUUAUCUUGCGAGCGUAAAGCUAUGUUAACCUGCAGUGCGCGCGCUGGAUGAGGGAGGUUGGCAGUUUAAUUUGUUUGUUUCUGAACGUUGCGAAACCAAACUAUUAUUCGUUCGACCUUACCGGGAAGUACCACCCACCUGUAAUUAACAGCUGCGGGCUUUAAGUGGUAAGCCAUUUCAAAGGCUUCAGAAAAUUUUGUCGGGCUGAUGGAGCAGAUGGAAAAUGUUUAUAGUAAUCGGUCCUGUCACUGAAGAUAUUCCUAAGCCUCUCAUAAUAUCUUAGAGGUGAGAACGCUUCGCACUUGCCUGAUGACCAUGCCAUGCUGCUAAUGCAUGUACAGCGCGAUCGAAACCUGGAGGUUUUCGGCUACUGUUGCCCGAGAGCGAUCGUUUCGGUGAAGUAAACAUAUCUUUCCACGAAUAAGGUGGUCCUUAUCAAUGCAACGACCCCACAAGCAUAUUCUGUGCUAUCUGAAGACGAUGGCUGAUGAGCUAGGCCACGUACCUUUUCAUCCACCUCGUGAGUUCAGUCCUGUUUCGCUAAAUUCUUCCGCGCUGCUUCAUUUUAAAUACAAACUCAGCGAUGCAACAAAGUGCCGAGUGCGUUAUAGGACCUUUGGUAUUGGGCUUUUGCCUCUAGAUACGAGUGGGUUGAUGCCGCCUUUUAUGAGCAUAUUGACAGACAUAGCAAGUCGACGUACCAAUAAUUAGCAUUGAACGGAUGUUCACCGUGCGGAACCUGCUCGUCACCUUGCGUCCCGCAGCUCCAGUCUGUGGCACUCGCAUGCAGUCGUAUAGGGAACAGCCAUGUCUGGCGUAUUAAUUGUCGGUAGUCAUAAACGGACGCUUGGCUAACUUAUUCUGGGGCCAGCUGGCGAUAGUUAACAAACCACUAGUGACCAUUUCCUCAGCGUUAGCUUCAAACUAGCUCAUGAUAGAAGUAAUUCGAAAAAUACAAAGGAUUAAGUAAGUUAGGAAGUAGUCUGAUUAACAGAAGUCUUCAGACAACUCAGCAUUCCGAUGAAUACACGGACGAAAGUUAGGCAGCACAGCAUUUUAAAGUCUUAUUUCCUUUUUCAGCGAUGGAGUGGAUUCUGCGAUUUCUUCGGCGCAGAAUUUUCUCUUCAAUUCACCAAAUGGAGUUCUUUCAACAAGAGACAGACCGUUUGUUCCAUACAAUUCAUGAGACCGUGACUAAAGGCGUAAGCAAUUCCUUGCUCGUAAUUGGUCGUCCUGGAAGUGGAAAAAGUCUGGUAAGCAAUGAGCCACGAUACCUCUACGCAAUUGCAGCUGUUGCGCGAGGUAAUAAAUAAAGUGAAGUCGAUGAAGGACGUGAGUGGGAACUUUAUCGACGUCUAUAUAAAUGGUGAGUCUGCGAUUUUUGAACGAACCAUAUAAAAUAGGUUAAUGGGAGUUGGGUCCUCAGAUCUCCAAAUUGCUUUUUCCUAAACGUUUUCUGUAUUCUCAUUUGUUUCAUCAAGUUAUUGAUUUCGUCCGCUUCUCAUUCUCAGAGACUCAUCAAUAGCAGCAACCUGAGGCCUUUAGAACAGGCGUUUCUCUUCGGACCAAAUAUACUUGCUUUCAAUUUGAAAGCGCUCUAUGGAACCGUGAAGAUCUCUCUUCAUCUAAAAUAAGCUAGAUAGGAAGCGGAAUAUUUAGCGGCCCUCUUUCCUAUUUCUUUAUCAUCUUUUCUUUCCCACACCUUGUUUGCCAAACUUUACUCAGUCCUACAUCAUUGGUAUAUAUGUCAAACUGCAGAUACACUGUACAUACUAAUGAACAACUCUAAGUGCAUGCGAUUUUAAUGGGUUGUUUUGGUAAGACUUUAUCUGUGUCAAAAUUUGACUCAGGUACACUAACGUACACAUUCCAGCUUUUAAUAUUUAUUUCCACUAUUAGUUGUGGGGACUUUUUGAAAAUCUCAUAAUUUUAAGGGGACCAGUUCGGAUUCUCCUUAUGACACCAUUCAUAAUUUACCCGUUCUUGAACACUGUUCCAAAAUACCGGCUUCUUCCCCUUGCCUAUCAAGCUGACUUUACUGACAAACUCUGCGUCAAUUUUUUGUCGCCGAAACGGCAACCUUCAGUAACUGUCCCAUGGCCGAGCGGUCAGUGUCGAGGUAUAGAACGAAACGCUCUUAUUCUUGUUUCAGGUCUUAUUCACACAGACGACCGUGUGGCCUUGAACGCCAUUGCCAAGCAACUGCAUCGAGCCUGUAGUGCAGUUCCCGAAAUGCUGUUAUUUGACGAAGAGGAUGCCUCUGACGUUGACAAUAUUUCCUCCAAUGAGCCAUCGAGAACUUUUUCAGAACAACUUAGGUGGCUUCUGAACCUUCUAACGUCUGGAAACACGUCUAACAAGACUGUACUUGUUGUCGUAGAGGAGUUCGAUAGGUUCGCUGCCCACAGAAAUCAGGCUCUCCUUUACAAUCUUCUGGAUUGCUGUCAGUCUGGCGGUGUGCCGCUCUGUGUCAUCGGGCUGACUUGCAGGCUGGUUAGUCCUAUAGCACAAAUUCGUGCCUUUUCGACAUUUUUCAACCCAUUCCAUUUUUAUUUUUCCAGAAAUUCUAUCAAGAUUAGGCAAAUCUGAUUGAACAAUACUAUUUGUUCUGCAUUGAGCUUGCUACUCAGCCGGCUCGCGAAGCCGUCGACCGAGAAUCCAUACAACAAUCUGGGGCAGGUCCUAACUUAAACUCCCCAUUACUCAUUAUCCAUAUUUUCACUCUUGUUCUGGUAAUCACAGCAUCCUUGAUUCCUCAAUUGUCGUAUGGAGGAGUCUUUUUUCUUAGUCUAGCAUUUGUUGAUAGCAUAUUGUCUUCCAGAACGCUAUGCAGCGUCAUCCACUAUCGGGAAAAAUGUCUUACACAAUGUAGCUACCAAUUCGCUGGGAGUACUUCUAUAAGACAGUUGAAAUCAAUUGCAUGUUUGCGUGUGUGAUAUGGGACUCUGUUCCACAUAUGUAUCGUGGUACACCUGGAGAGUUUAGUGUCACUGAAGAAAAAGGGGCUAAGUAUCGUGAGAACUUUCAGUUAUUUCGUCAACAUGCCAUCGGACUCAGACCUCAUAUCCGUAAAUGCACAUUUAUUGCCUCAAUCGCCACCACUUGGUCUCAGCCCAUUUCGCAAAUUCUCAAAACCUCUUGGAAAUUGAGGCACGCUAAACCUGACUUGAUGAAAACCGUAUGGAGUAAGUAAGUACUGAUUGGCCCAAACCUCUAACUCACUUCUCUGCCUGACUACUAUGUUGACUUGAACAAAUCGAAUCAAUUUUAGUAGAUGAAACUUGCUUGUGCAGCUUCUGCAAGUCCCGACAACCGUGGCCGUGCAGGUUAAUUGCAUCUUAUGAGGGCCUCAUUUUCUCCAUUGGAAAUGUACGCACAUGCGUGAACAUGCCAGUACACUAAUGCUGUUUCUUAUCUGCAUCCAGAGUGAUUUAUUCUUCAUCACCCUCGCGGUGCUUUCUGUAGGAUAUAAUGGAAAUGCUGGAGAAGCGUGUGAAGUCGAGGUUUUCACACCAACAGUUGCACCUUCUACCCGUCGCCUCUCCCCUCACUGCCUGUUGCGACACAUCUGAAGAAGGAGGAGAAGAAAGCGGAGGACCGCGGCCUUUUGAGCGCUACUGUCAUAUUGCUGCUAGCCUGCUAAAGUUGCGCUUCGAUGAGUUGGACUCCUUUCUGACGGUCUUACAACCAAGAUGCACCGGGGCUCACUCUCAGCCCUCCAAACGAAAGUUACAGGAGGCCAUUACCUCCUGGAAUGCUCAUAUUGAUAGUUUCUUUGAUGACGACCUUGUCUCAGACUGCCUGCGUCAAGUUUGGGAGGUGUCUACUUCUGUUAGCAAGCUGCGAAACUUUGUGGUAAGUGCGUGACGUGGUCAAUGAACUUAUUUUUCUGGAAGGCGCCGAUCAGCUCACUUUUAAAUCUCAGUGACUCCUCGUUGUUAAGCGAUGGGGAACGUUUUUGUCUCUAGACCCUGUAGUAUUGCCAUUUACGGAAGCUGAAAUGCUCUACUUUUCACUUAAUAAUAUGGUUUCGAAGCAGCAAUGGAAUCACGGAAGAUCAUCAGGGUGCGUGUUUUGUUGUCGAAUCUCAUACCAUUCCGUUUUACAACAUGAAACUGUACUUCAGGGACCUGCCCGCUCUAUGAAAGCGGGUUAGAACAAAUACGGUUUAAAGACAAAUGCCCUGGCUGAAUGGAAAACACAAGGGAGCCCUCUGGGAUUGGGCUAUGCUGGCUGUAUGUUGCCCUCUCCGUAAUAACGAGACACAUCUGCUUGCAUCGGUGAGUCGCGGUCCUGACUGAAAGGAUUAUCUCACGAGCCCGAGUUAGGGAUAGAAGGGCGAACAGUUCUGUGACUAUAUGAGCGCCCCAAAUGUUUAAUUUGACGGAGGUUCUUCCGCGAAACGACUUCCCAGAACCUGUGUUGCGGUCCGUCAGUCGUGCGGUCUGUAACGCCACGACCUUGUUAAAUCCAGUGCAGCGAGUCCACAAGGCAAGCCUUUAUGCAGUCAGAAAAACCAUACUGUGUGUCUACACAUUUACAAGGCUAAACAGCCUGUUCCGACUAAAACGUAGACAUGUAUCUGACCGUUCAGCUUGUUGUUUUGAACAAAAUGGCAACUGGAGAAGGGUGACCUGUUAGCUAAAAGCAAACAGUUGUCAGAUACUUUGGCACAAUUCGAUUUAUGUUUGGGCAGCUGUCUGGAGCUCAGAAAAGAGUAGCACGAUUUUCAAUGGUGAGGACGUCAAUAGUUUGUGUUAUAUGGUAUACUUCGAUUGCAUCUACUCCCAGUGCUGCCAAGUCUGUCUAAACCGAUUUUCCUGGAUGGCAAUGCACCGGCUUAUCAAUGCUGCACCGUUGAUCAUUUUGCAAAUUCUCAUGGAAUCAGAGGUCCCUAGUGGCCAAGUGGACCUUCUGGCCACAAUCAAUUAGAGCAUGAAUUGGACUGCCCUCAACGAAUAAUCCUCAGAACAAGGGAACUACAAACUCUUUCUACUUCAAGGCUUCAUCUCUUGAAUACUGGUGAUAUAAUAAAACAAGGACAGACUUCGUCGAUCGUCCACAGAGACGAGCUUAAUUUGUUAUCGCGCGCUAUUAAUAAGUAGUAUAAUUUGUCCCCUUAAUCCCUAUUUAUCUUGCUCUAGAGCGAUAAGGCAAAACAAAAAGUAUGACGCUUACUUGAAUCUCAUUGAUUUACCACGGUUCAUCUGGGGAUAAAUUUUUGGCUAGCAGUGUAUGUUUUCGUACUGAGUAUGCUGCAUAUCCCGAGGAAUGUAAACAUCACCUUCUUGCCCUUUGGGAGGGCGGUUACGAGCAUGCCGAAAUGACAGAGGCAUCAGAUUAAUCGUUUGGACCCUGAACGUCAUUGCAUGUGUUCUGACAAGUGCUCUGAUAGACAAUACCACUGCCCUUUUUUACAGAUAUGUAGACAUCUAUAGGUUCUCAGGCAUUUAGGUUCUAUGUAUCACUCUCUAAAGUUCGAGGAAUGCAUCAGAUCAGAGAAACCAUUUGUGAAGAAAGGACCGAACAUUGUCGUCCUGUGAAGCUUUAUCUACCGUAACAAACGCGUUUCGAAGCCGCUGGCCCUAUCUUUCUUUAUGAUCCAGCCUCGAAGAACUUCACCAUUUACAGCGAACCAACCAACUAGCUUGUCGACAUCAUCUAUCUGAGAUAUCGUAUCCGGAUCUCGACCAGCUAUGAGAGACUGUAGGUUGGACCUGAGACGCAAGCAAAAACGGAGUUGGGUUUUGCUAGAGAAUGCAGUAACGUUAUCUGCCACAAGUUGCCACGAACGGAAUUGAACGCUAGAGCUAAUUGCAAGAAUAAACAGCUUACAACUGCCGAUGGUGGCCACUGGGCAAUUCACGACGUUCGGAAGCGUAAAUGUUUGGUCAGCCCACUCGGAUUUUUGGGGGUAUUACCGCCAUCACGACCCAUGGCCUUACAGUUGUGGUGAUUAGGUUACGCCCACUCUCUUCGACUUCACAAGUUGGUGACUCCAGCGUGUUGCGAACACAGCCCUCAUGAGUGGCCUAACUGAGUUCUCACGAAAUUCCCACCAACCGCCGCAUCUCUAGAUUUUACUAUGCCAUCCGGUGUCCACGACAAGCAAGAUUUGGUUGCCGUCACCGUGUCACGAAGCCAUGGGGUUGUCAUCAGCCAUGAGAGUCCAAGCCAAGGCUCUGACCAAUUGUGCGGAGCAGUCGUUCACCCCUGCCAACAUCGGACGCAUCCAAUAUUGAUCCAGCAUUUUCCUUUUAAUGUUCCUACCAGCAUCAUCAGUUUUGAAGCCGUUGUGGGUGAACAACUUUCCUUGAGGCUCGGUUGAUUCAAUGAGCUCUGCAACUUAUCUGGCUGUGCAGUUUGGACGACAAUGAAACACGUUCACUGACCGAUGCGUCUUUGUCUGACUCCACCGGGAUUUACCACGUCGGAAACGUUCUUGCCUCUCAUAGUAGCAUGCGAACUCACCAAUGGGUGUUGGACAAAACGCACCAGCACAUUCAUUGCCUUCUGUCCCAUCUGACCUCUGCACAGACCGGGGCAUCAAACUGAGUCGAUGAUUCCAUCACAGUAAACGCAUGCUGUCUAGUCAUCGUGAUCAUUGGCUAAACUCACCGCUCGUUGCACCAUCGACGCCUUCACUCAGUUCUUUGUUUUGGGGGCGGAGAGUUACGGAUGACCCUUACCACAGCACCGCCCGUGUCCAUGCAGCCCUCAAACGCGUGCGUCCACACAUGUACAUCACGUGUGCUAGCGGAGAUGGUAGUUUGGGAUUCUAUUCGGAAUACAUUUCACAUUCUAGUGUCUUUCCUCUUCCUAUACAACCAAUAGGGCUGUAGUUGCCAUGUCCACGACUUUACUUGAUACACCAUUUUAUCACGCAGACCGAGGCCACACGAACGUGACGCUCACACGACGAAGAUCGACGGCAGUGCAGACUUUACUUAGGCGUUAGCGAUGCUAAGGAUAAUUCAGCCAGUAACCCCAAGUGCGAUCUCAUCUCUCCGGCCCUUGUUCAAUUUUCCUUACAGAGUCUGGGCGGCAGUGGUGACAAAAAUUGUGUGGUAGGAGGAAGGUCAUCCGUGAGCACCUUGUAGUCGCGGGGGCGUCAAACGACGUCUCAUGGGUCAGAGGAGUUCCGCUUCCGGAGGGAGAGAAUAACCGGUCGGUCGUCGAAGUCAGGAAAGCGUUCACAGUGGUCAUGCCGUGUGUGGUCUGUCCGAUAGCUUUUGCAGUUCCCUGUAGCCGACUUAGCCGAUGCUUUACAAGUUUCCGUUGUGCCACUUGGCUCAUGCCACGUAAACAGAAUAGUUCGAUUUUCUUCGGCUUAUCGAACUGUUUUCAGAUAGCGGAUUCGAAGAUUUCUUUCAACUGCCCCGGGACGGCAAUUUUCAAUGAUUGCAAUUCGUUCCUGCUAAAAACUGCUAAGUUUAGAUCACGACAUUUGGCAAAGUAAUUUUGCUGGGCCUAUUACUUUUUGACGACGAUAUCGUAUGUUUCUCGCAUAAUAUAAUGCUUUUCUGCAUGUCGCCAUUUGUUUCAUUUUAUUUAUAGCAGUUUUUGCGUUUUCAGGCACUUCUAAUUGCACCUCUUGGGGGUUCCAAAAUUCGCCUAGAAACGCAGGAUUUUAUCAACGUGGUUUCCCGACUUCGCCAGGACGCCAAAACUGCCUUAUUACCAAGUACGUGUCUUCAGGGCCUCUGUUGCAAAUACCUCCUCCUGGCAACCACCAGUCAUCAGAUUGGAUGGGCGUACAAAGUGUCCAAAUUGCUGAAGCGUUGACCAGAAUCCGUAAAUAUGCUUUCGAAUGAAAUAUCGCCCUAGUGACCUAACUUGGGUAUUUCACAAGUGGCACUCCCGAGGAAUACCGCAGCCUUGGUUUAUUAAUUAAGUCUAAGAGGUGGAGCCUCGUUGCCGGUCGGAGGUCCCUUCUACUGGUAGAACGGUUAAAGGCCGACGUUUGCGAUCGUCUGGUUACUUACUCCGUCGACUCAGAUGGACACUCAUCCUCGUUUUCCCUCCGAAUUCCUGUGGAUAGAUGUGAUUAAGUUAGACUUGAAGAAUUUGCCGGUACUAAGUGUCAUUGGUGUUCGGAAAUCUAACGUCAGCUGGAUUGCACUUGCUGACAGCCGGCUCUGCGAUCUCAGAAUAAGCCGCACCUCUUCGUGGCACCAGAGUCUGGAAUCGGCCAAGCCACUGCCGUUUGUCGUUAUGAUUACAUGUAUCCAUAGCGGUCGACUAUGUAUAAAUUGGGUUUUUCACAAGCACCUUGACUUGCCUUAAGUACACAAUUGUCCCCGCUUGAAUUAGGAAUUUGCACCCAGCGUAAUAAUUUGUCCGGUGUUGCAGCUGCUUUGCGAAUGGUGAUUUCAGGUAAUACUAAUAACGAAAGCAAUAAUCGCGCCUCGCAUCAACAACGCGAUAUCUCCCCUAUCCUACUCCAUGAAUUAAUGUUUUCUACAGACCUUCGGGCCUGGUGCCUUCGACUUAAUUCUGAAAACUCGUAUUUUAGGUCUUUCUGUGCUCGAACUUAUACUUCUGACUACAAUGGUGAAGUUACAUGAGAUCAAUUCCGGACAACCUCUCAAUUUCGAAGUCGUUUUUCACGGUAAGUCACUGCCGACGAUCCACUGCCGCCUCAACCAUGUAGACAAUUAAAACUUUUUGCCAGCUUUUCGCCUCCCCAAGGUUGCCGUAAGUAUUCACUUUCGUGGGACUACUUCAAUUUCGACGCAGAAGGCGUGUGUGCACUAAUUCGUGCGAUUUUUUUAUCCUAACCAUCUCUCAGUGGGAUAAACCACAUUCGGUAGUUUUGCCAAUUAUCACUGAAACAUGACUUGGACAGCAAGGCAACCUUUUCAGUCCUUCUAGUGAGCCCGCCUUUUUAUCAAUCCCGCAUAGUCUUCGGUUCAAAUUCCUUCCUCUUAUACCAAAUGUGAGCACUCUGCCAGUAUCGAAGCAACACUAGUCUCAACGGUGGGCUGUCAAAAGAUUGUUAUAGUUAGCCUACGUCAUCACGAUAUUCCAAACGCCUGCAUAGUGGAGAGCGGCCACGCAACAAGGUAAAGGACUCCAACCACACCUGACUUCAAAACUUCCUUGUGAAAGUUCUUUAUGAUUCUUUUUUUACUUCUCCCAAGUCCUCUUUUUCUCCCUUGACUCCGCGGUCCUCAAGCUUUCGCGCCGCUUCCCUUUCAAGCCCGCGUGACUUCUUAGAGAUUCGUUUGGAUGUUAACCAGCGGUAGUGGACUUAUUGCUAACGACGUCCUUUUUGAAGAUUUUGCGCCAUUUUUAUGUUGGCUUCCGUCUGCUUUCCUCAGCAAACGUUUACUGCCAAUUUUGCGCGCCCGCUCUAGUUGAAGGGGUUCUUAAAGGGGCUCGGAAAGUUGCCUGUCCACCACUACCAUCCGCGUAUCAGUAAUAUAUCCCCAGUCAAAUGAUAUUCUUUUCAUUACUAACCGUUACUCUUAGGUAGGCAUCCAAAAGGGCCGUUUGCACCUCGGUCUUCAUUGCGUCGGAAUUUUUCCUCUCAAGAUAGUUGACAUCGCGUUUACACCUUUGUUUGCGUUUUGUAGAGGCGACCCAGCUAGCUUAUAAAAUAUUUUGACCUGAAAGGCACCAUCCAACCGUGUCGCAUGUUGUAUCGUGUUAGUCCCCUUUUCCUGAAGUCUUCAAAACGCUGCUGUUUCAGAGUACACGCGCUUCUGCCGCACCAACUGCAUCGGCUAUCUCUACGAGAAGGCUGUUGUUGCCAAGGCCCUAGACAAUCUUGUGGACCUCGAGCUGGUUGUGUGUGGUCGAGAAGCCGCUGCCCUCGCGUCUACCGGUGGCGUGGGUCUAACCGCCGGCUCUCGGAGCACGCGAAAGGCACCAGUUGCUAGCGUUCCCUGUCAGCUGCGUAACUACCAACCUAUUGCCUGCUUUGUCAACUCUAUCCUCCUCACGGCCUGUUUGGAUGCCUACCCCAACUGUCCAGUCGAGCUCUGCCAGUGGGCCCACUCGCGAACCCUCUGA
This is a messenger RNA of Spirometra erinaceieuropaei, 12621 nucleotides long. NCBI's taxonomy places the organism in Eukaryota, Metazoa, Platyhelminthes, Cestoda, Diphyllobothriidea, Diphyllobothriidae. The record is from the annotation of a GenBank genome assembly.